AUGUCGCAGUCAUCUGAACCGCCGUCGACGGUGACCAACAACCAAGACGAGAUCUCGAAGACGGCAGCGGGCGAACCCGUCUUGCAGAAUGGAUUGCCGACGACCAAACGAGGCCUUGUGCAGGCGGCGCAUGAUUGCUUGACAUAUGUGCCCCCGCGAUGUCGCUACGACCCGGACAAACCAUUCGAAUUCUCGAUGGGACUGAAUUUGCUGUUUGCGUUUGCAGGGUGUUUCACGGUUGCCAAUCUCUACUACAACCAUCCCAUCCUCAACCUCCUCGCCGACGAUUUCCACGUUACUGACGAAGAGGCCUCGUACAUCCCCACCCUCGCGCAGGCCGGAUACGCAGGAGGCUUGUUGUUCUUAUGUCCGUUGGGGGAUUUGGUCAAGAGGAGGCCAUUCGUGCUGUGGCUCGUCUGGUUCACCGCGACACUAUGGAUCGGCCUCUGUGUGACCAAGUCGUUCGCUGCCUUCGGAGCCAUAUCCUUUGUCACCAGUGUCACCACGGUCACACCGCAACUGAUGUUACCUCUGGUAGGUGACAUGGCACCACCGCACCGUCGAUCAACGUCGCUCUCUAUUGUGGUGUCGGGCAUGUUAUUGGGAAUGCUCAUGGCUCGACUGCUGUCUGGUGUGGUGGCCCAAUUCAUCGGAUGGCGAUAUAUCUACUGGAUCUCGUUCGGAUUGCAAUAUCUCAUCCUGAUCCUGCUUUACUUUUUCAUGCCAGACUACCCAUCUACAAACCCAGGCGUGAAUAUCUGGAAGAAAUACCCGUUUCUGCUCUGGGACAUAUUAAAGCUGGCGGCGGAACAUCCGGUCCUUGUGCAAGCGUGUCUCGUGGGACUGUUGACCUCGACCAUAUUCACGAGUUUCUGGACCACCUUGACUUUCCUCCUGGCUGGGUCACCUUACCACUACAGCUCCCUUGUGAUUGGGUUGUUCGCCCUCAUCGGCAUUGGAAGCAUGACUUGGGGCCCCAUCUUUGCCAGGACCGUCAUGGAGAAGCAUCAACCUCUGUUUUCGGUCAUCAUAGGUGAGUUGGUAUGUCUGGUCGGAGUCGUCAUCGGAACGUAUACCGGGAAAUUCACUGUUGUCGGCCCCAUCCUGCAAGCUGUCGGUAUAGAUAUCGGCCUGCAGACGAGUCAGAUUGCCAACCGUACCGCGAUUUAUGGAGUCGCUCCCAAGGCGAGAAACCGUGUCAACACCGCUUAUAUGGUCAGCGUGUUUGUUGGGCAGCUCAUUGGGACGGCGGUGGGAAAUCAUCUUUACGCCAAUGGUGGCUGGGUCUCCUCGGGGUCCGCUAGUGUUGGAUUCGUCUGCGGGGCGCUGUUGGUUUGCUUUGUGAGAGGACCUCAUGAGCGAGGCUGGGUUGGCUGGCGAGGAGGGUACAAUAUGCGCAAGGGUGUACCGCAGAAGCCACAGUCUCAGACCGUCGAAAGAAAUCAAGAGUUUGGUAAGGAUGAGGGACGACCUCAGCCGUUUGCCCCAUCUAGCCCGGAAGAGAAGAAGGAAGAUGCCGUACCCAUACAGCAGUCGAUACACGUUGCUGAGGAUCCCGACUCACCGGAGCGCACUUCGAGCGAGAAGGUGUCGUCUGAACCGGAGAAAGUGUGA
Messenger RNA from Exophiala dermatitidis NIH/UT8656, 1614 nucleotides. RefSeq lists its product as uncharacterized. The transcript has 3 exons. The record is from RefSeq and is a predicted model, not a curated record. Gene Ontology annotation, biological process: transmembrane transport. Lineage: Eukaryota; Fungi; Ascomycota; Eurotiomycetes; Chaetothyriales; Herpotrichiellaceae. Gene Ontology annotation, molecular function: transmembrane transporter activity. The coding region runs from base 1 to 1614 and encodes 537 amino acids.